AUGGCGGCGGAGAACGAGGCGGAGCUGAGCCUUUUAGAGUGCCGGGUGUGCUUCGAACGGUACGGGCCCGGAGGGCAGCGGCGGCCUCGGAACCUGCCCUGCGGUCACGUCCUCUGCCAGGCUUGCGUUGGGGCCCUGAGCGGUUCGGGGAGCCGGGGGCUGGAGUGUCCUUUCUGCCGGCGGGCCUGCCGCGCCGCCGAGACCAGCGACUGCCUGCCGCUGCUGCAGCUGCUGGAGGUGCUGGGCCCAGCCGCCGGCGGUGGCGGCGUCCCCUCGGCCUUGGGGAGGAGCGGAGGGGCCGAAGGGCCGCUCGCCGCGGGCCUGGGGCUCCGGCUGUCCCUGGGGGGCUGGGGGUCGUUGGUGAACCCCACCGGGGUGGCGGCCUGCCGGAGGUCGGGGCGUCUGGCGGUGGCACACGACGGCAAGAAGAGGAUCCACGUCUUCGGGCCGAGCGGGGGAUGCCUGUGGCGGUUCGGGGAACGGGGGGACGCCGGCAACGACAUCAAGUACCCGCUUGACGUGACGGUCACGUCGGACGGGCACGUGGUGGUCACCGACGGCGGGGACCGCUCCGUGAAGGCCUUUGAUUUUGAGGGAAGGGGGGUCCUGGCUGUCCGGGAAGGCUUCCGUUUGCCCUGGGGCUUGGAUGCCACCCCCGAGGGCGAAGUAAUCCUGACGGACUCGGAGGCGGGUGCUCUCUACCGCUUGACGGCCGACUUCAAGAUGGGGAGAUUAAAGAAGUGUGGGAUGAUCCGGUCUCAGCUCGUCAGCCCAAGAGGGGUUGCUGUCUGCCAGACCUCGGGUGCUAUCGCGGUCAUAGAGCACCUGAAAGCUCAGGGGCUGAACAGCGGCAGCACCCGAGUGAAGAUAUUCAGUGCAGAGAUGGAUCUCGUUGGUCAGGUGGAUAGCUUCGGUCUGAACCUCGUUUUCCCCUCCAGAAUAUAUGCUACGGCUGUGGCCUUUGACAAAGAGGGUCGCGUUAUAGUAACGGAUGUCUGUAGCCAGGCCGUGAUAUGCUUAGGCAAUCCCAAGGAGUUUCCCAUCUUUAACCCUCUAAUUAGCCACGGGCUUUCUUAUCCUGUAGGACUGACUUGCACGGCAAACGAUUCCCUUGUCGUUUUAGACAGUGGCGAUCAUUCAGUAAAAAUAUAUAGCUCCACCUGAAUGGGUUUAGAUGCUUACUGCUGUAGGUUCAAGCUGCUUUUGGCCAUAAAGCAUGCAAAGUUCUGCUGUUAGUAGGCGUGUAGGGAGGAAGCAUUGUUUGGGCUGUACGUUAAGCGAAAUUGCCCUCUUUGAGCAAUGCGCUGUGCUUCAUGGAAAGCUUACAUCGAAUUUUUUGCCUAUCCGCAGAGGAAGACCUGGCCGUUGCAGGCCAUAGUCAACAAUGAAUCAAACAAACAAAUAAUUUGGCAUUUUAGAACUGUUCCGUACCUUGACAGCCAAACGUUUUUGGUGCUUUUUGACAAGUAAUAACGAGGACGCUUGGAAUUGAGUAAUCAAAGACUGGCACCUGGGAGAGAAAGUGAUGCAUCGUUUGUUUACGUUUCCCAGAGCGUAGUUUUCAUUAUUCUUUGUUAAGCACAGAUUCACUCAUGAGAGUGACAGAGUUUCUGUUUCCAGGAUUUUGGCACGAGAAGGGAGACUGGCUUGAUGAAAUGAUAGGAGAAAUGGAAGCUUCAGUUCAAGGUCACCUGAAUCCAGCUAAGAUCAUUGCGAUGGAGGAGCUACCACUGAUGAGAACGUUUCACCUUGAUGGAGACGUGGCUGCGCCUGCCUCGGGGACAUUGGCUGUAAUCGUUCACCUCUGAUCCCAGAGUGUGAUCUACUCUCGGGCACCCAGGCUGGGUGUGGAGGCAGAACUCCUCCUCUUCUCCAGCUCCUGUGACACGAGAUGAAGUUAGAUGUGCCAGUGACAGCGUGCACCAGUCAGGCACAGCAAGAUAUGUGCUGGGGAUGCUGCUGACAAGAUGGAUAUUCUUGGCAGACACCGUGACAUUUCUCCCUGCCCUUCACCCAAGAAAGGAGGUCAGUGGAACACUCUGCCCUACCGGCGGGGCUUCAGGCAUCAACCCUGGGCGCACAGCGUCGCUCUCCCGUUUACAUGUCAUAAAGCAGAGCAAUCAAUCUUCCUGCUCAGAAUAUAUGGGAAGACAUGGGCAUGCCUUCAUGUCAAAUCACAUUAUGCCUUCGGAAGACAAGGAGCAGUUGGAACUUCCCAUCAGACUGAAGUAAAGAGCGAUAUUUUCUUUACGCUCUUUGCUGAGCUGUGGAUCAGUGGACAAAUGUAUGGAAAUGCUGAAAGGGAAGAAACAAAAAUGACACAGAUGGAAAGCAAGAGACCGACAAAGAUUCAAUCCUGGCCCUAGUAAAGCUGCAAAAUUCCUGUUGACUGCAGUGGUGCAGAACCAGAACAAAAUAGGGGGUGGAAGAAAGCAGGGACAGGGAAAGGAAAUCAGAGAAGGAUGGCUUCAGAUGAUUUUAUCCCCGUGUUCCCAACCUUGUUCCCCUCACCCACCAUCAGUCUCCACUUUCUCCAGCUCUCAUCUUUUCUCGUUGCUGAAGCAGUAAGCUGUCAUUUCUCAUCUGGUAUCUCCCAUCCAUCCAUCAGCAUGUCUGGGAUAGCUGGCAGCUAAUUCUGAUGGGUGAACAACCCAUCAGUAUCCCUUGCCAGUUCCCAUGGGGCAUGUAAACUGAUCAAGCUAACAAAUGCAGACAUGCUCAUCCACAGUUGCUACCGGUAGCAAAGACGAAGAUGUAAAGGGUUCCAUAUGGUAGCUGUGUUCAGUGAGGAGAUACAAUGCCAGAAGAGAAACAUCUCAUCUGCCUGAAUUGCACUCACUUCCCACCAGUCCUUCACACAUUGCUCUUUGGGCUACCUAACGAUCUCAUGGGGCCACUAUAACGUAACUCUCUUCGUAUUCCGCCGUAAUGCCAAAGGUUUAGUGGAGACCAGAAAUAUAUUCUGCUACAUGCAUACUGCCUAAUAGAUGGUGCCAGGUCAUGGUACAGAUGUUGCCAAAAGCCCUUCCUCAAGAGGACAGAAAAACUUGGUGGAACCAGUAUCUCAUUCUU
Molecule: messenger RNA, 3072 nt
Organism: Haliaeetus leucocephalus (bald eagle)
Lineage: Eukaryota; Metazoa; Chordata; Aves; Accipitriformes; Accipitridae
Gene: NHLRC1
Product: NHL repeat containing E3 ubiquitin protein ligase 1
Exons: 3
Coding region: 1-1164 (387 amino acids)
Biological process (GO): protein polyubiquitination; proteasome-mediated ubiquitin-dependent protein catabolic process; negative regulation of translation
Molecular function (GO): protein binding; ubiquitin protein ligase activity; translation repressor activity
Source: RefSeq, a predicted model, not a curated record